UCUGAAAACCACGCAGGAAUCAUCGACAUCCAACCAGCCAAUCGAGAUGCGCAGCUCAGAGCCACGCGGCUGGUCUAGCGAUCCGUCCCCCGUCCCAUUGGUGGCGUUCUGUAGCCAACAGCCGAGAACAUUUGGCCUGGCCAUAGCUUGGGCCACUCCAUUGGCGUUCCUCCAGCAGGUCUCGAGCCUUGGUCGAGCACAUGGCUUUUUUCGGACUGGAUUAUCCCGAAAAUGCCAGAGCUUGCGCUUCGAUGCAAUGUUUGAUAAAGAUGCGCUGUCCUGGCACUCCGCACUCCAGCCUUACCACUCCCUUCCACCACCUCUGUGGUUCUUUCUUACUUGGAACUUUUAAGCAUGUGGCGACGCCGGAUUACGAUCGAUGACAAGGCCAUCACCGAUGGCUCAGGCAUCACUCUCAAGCAGUCAUUGUUCCCAAACUUCCUGGGUAUGUACCACCUACAAGGUCAUUCAUAGCUAACAAUAGCCAGUAACCAUCCUCUUCUUCCUCUGGGGCUUC
Molecule: messenger RNA, 517 nt
Organism: Aspergillus sclerotioniger CBS 115572
Lineage: Eukaryota; Fungi; Ascomycota; Eurotiomycetes; Eurotiales; Aspergillaceae
Exons: 2
Coding region: 47-352 (101 amino acids)
Source: RefSeq, a predicted model, not a curated record